Messenger RNA from Drosophila serrata, 899 nucleotides. It is a transcript of the gene mRpL47, whose product is annotated as mitochondrial ribosomal protein L47. The record is from RefSeq and is a predicted model, not a curated record. Gene Ontology annotation, molecular function: structural constituent of ribosome. Gene Ontology annotation, biological process: mitochondrial translation. NCBI's taxonomy places the organism in Eukaryota, Metazoa, Arthropoda, Insecta, Diptera, Drosophilidae. Gene Ontology annotation, cellular component: mitochondrial large ribosomal subunit; mitochondrial ribosome.
AAAAAAACAUCGAUACUAUCGAUAGUCCCGUCGCAGCUGUUCGAAAAAUGUCUUCAACUUUAAUAAAAUGUUUAAAUUUCGCAAAAAAUGUGCGAUCAGCGACGGUGAAAGGCUUUCUUAAUGCUCCGAAGCAGCCAUGGCAAGCCUGGAGUGCGGCCGCGGUGCAGACGCCGCAUGCUCAACUGCACACUUCUGCCGCUCGCCGGGAUCUCAUGGAGUUCUUCGACGACAAGAAGCACUGGAGCGAGAACGAGGUAAAGGUGGGCCGCGCCUGGCGGACAGAUGAGCUGCGCAUCAAGUCCAACAAGGAGCUGCACCAGCUCUGGUUCAUACUACUGAAGGAGCGAAACAUGCUGAUGACAAUGGAGCACGAGUGCAACGACAAAAUGGAAAUCUUUCCCAAUCCCGAGCGUAUCGAUAAGGUGAAGAUUUCCAUGGAGAACCUGGAGACAGUAGUGCGGGAGCGCAACAAGGCUUAUCACCUGCUUGAGACAGGAGAGACGGGUGAGCGCCCACAGAAGGCGGUGAAGAAUGCCUUCGGUCUGCAGGUCAACUACAAAAUGUGCGAACACGUACUGCCGCCCUUCAUGAACCUCAAAUGGAUCAAGUCCCGCAACAUAGGUUUUGGCGGCAGGGCCGUGAAUAGGUUCCUGCUAAAGUAUAGGGAGCAGCUAUACAAUGCCAAGCGCAAGGCCAAGAAUCGGUCUCGCAACGAGGUCAUGAUGAUCCUCCGUCGCAAUCCCAACUUUGACCUGGAUGUGCUGCGGCGCAAGUUCCCCGAUGUGAACGUGGACAAGCUGCGAAACGAGGAUAAGGCGCGGGGUCACUAUGUGCCCAAGGUGGACGUUUAGGCCGAAAGCUUUGCAGUUAUUUAGUAAUAAAAAAUCAAAAUACUAUAA